Molecule: messenger RNA, 1668 nt
Organism: Ahaetulla prasina
Lineage: Eukaryota; Metazoa; Chordata; Lepidosauria; Squamata; Colubridae
Product: tyrosine-protein phosphatase non-receptor type substrate 1-like
Exons: 3
Coding region: 84-653 (189 amino acids)
Cellular component (GO): plasma membrane
Source: RefSeq, a predicted model, not a curated record
UUGUGUGGGUGACAAUCCAGACCGGUUCAUGCCCCAAUCAAGGAGACCCGAGACCUGUCAUUUUAACGAAACCAGCUUUUCCAAUGGCUUGUGGUGCCUACCUUUCCGGUCUGUUUUUCAUUGUGCUUUCCAGCCUGUCUUCGGCAAGUAACGGAGGUGUUAAGGCCAAGGAUCCAUGGCUGUCGCAACCUCAGAGGUCUGUUUCGGUCGUAAAAGGGGAAGUUCUCCACCUGGAGUGCAAAGUGUCUGGUGACCACACACCUGGUCCUGUGAAAUGGUACUUGGGAGAAGGACCUCAGCGGAAGCUCAUCUACUUAGAUGUUCAGACUGAUGAAAAAGAGGAAAGAAUAACAAGGAAUUUUCCAGGUUCUAGCACGGAUUUCACCAUCUCCAUCCGUAAUGUUACUCUGGAAGACGCGGGGACUUAUUACUGUGUGAAGGAGAAGAAAGGGUAUCAAGGAACUACGGAAUGGCUUAAAGGACCAGGGACUCAGGUGGUUGUAGAAGGUUUACCGGGACAAUCCAUCCAUGGUCUCUAUUUGGGGCUUUUCCUGAAUAAAGUAGCAGUGGCUCUCUUGCUCCUUGGCCUUUUCCAAAUAAAGCAACAUGGAGGCUGCCUUGCAAGAUAUUUUGCUAAAUGUAGACCCGUCUAAGGCGGGACUCGAACUCACAGUCUCCUGGCUUGCAGCCUGGUGCCUUAACCAGUAAACUGGCUCCCUCUGUAUGUAAAGUAAGGAAGAAAAAAGAAGAAAAAAGAAAGAAAAAAAAGGGAAAGAAAGAAAGAAAGAAAGAAAGAAAGAAGGAAGGAAGGAAGGAAGGAAGGAAGGAAGGAAGGAAGGAAGGAGGAAGGAAGAAAGAAGGAAAGAAAAAAUGCUGAAGAAAAAGAAAAAAGAAAAACAGAUAUAAUGAAGUGGUUCCUGAUAUUCUUCUCAGCAAAUUAUAAGUAUAGGUGGUCCUCGACUUACAACCACAACUGAGCCCAAAAUUUAUGUCACUAAGCCAGAAAUUUGUUAAGCGAGCUUUGCCCCAUGUUACGACCUUUCUUGCCACAGUCGUUAAGUGAAUCACUGCAGUUGAUAAAUUAGCAACACGGUCGUUAAGUGAAUCUGGUUGCCCCCAUUGACUUUGCUUGUCAGAAGGUCACAAAAGGGGAUCACGUGACCCCCCCCCAGUAUGCUGCAACCAUCAUAAAUGUGAACCGGUUGCCAAGCGUCUCAAUUUUGAUCACAUCCUGCCACAUGCUUCAACGGUCGUUAAGUGUGAAAAAAAGAUCAUAAGUCAUUCUUUUCAGUGCCGUUGUAUGUUGAAAAGGUCACUAAAUGAAUUGUUGUAAGUUGAGAACUGCCUGUAGGAAUAUAUUUGUACAUAUUCAAACAUCAAAAAAAUGCAUAUACAAAAAUUUUAUUUUCUGUUUUUGUACUACAUAUUAUAAACUAAUAAAUAAAUACAAAGGAAAUUGGGGACCGGAUGGGAUGAAACGGACUCCACCUCAACCCUAGCAAGACAGAGGAUCUGUGGGUACAGGUAGUCCUCGAUUUACGACCACAAUUGAACCAGAGGUGGGUUUCAGCAGGUUCUGACCAGUUCUGGAGAACCGGUAGCGGAAAUUUUUGGAGAACCGGUAGUAAAAAUUCUGACUGGCCCCGCCCCCAUUUAUUCUCCGCCUCC